Molecule: messenger RNA, 1869 nt
Organism: Ipomoea nil (Japanese morning glory)
Lineage: Eukaryota; Viridiplantae; Streptophyta; Magnoliopsida; Solanales; Convolvulaceae
Exons: 2
Coding region: 1-1869 (622 amino acids)
Molecular function (GO): RNA-DNA hybrid ribonuclease activity; nucleic acid binding
Source: RefSeq, a predicted model, not a curated record
AUGGACAUCAAUGGCGUUGUCGUUCGACGAAUCCUGGUAGACACCGGAAGCAGCGUCAAUGUGCUAUACUUAGAAACCUUCAUCAAAAUGGGAAUGACUCGAGAACAGCUGAGUCCUGUCAAAACUCCCCUCGCCGGUUUCACAGGGGACUCGGUGGAGGCGGAAGGAUCAAUCACAGUUCCCGUGGAGAUUGGCAGUUACCCAGAUGUACAGAAACUCAGCUUGAAGUUCAUUGUGGCGGGCGAGCCCUUAUUUCUGUACUUAGCCGCCUCCUGCAAGGCGGUGAGUUCGGUGUUGGUCCGAGAAGAAGAGCGAGUCCAGCACCCGGUUUAUUACGUGAGCCGGUCCCUGAAGGCUGCCGAGUCAAGGUAUACCGCCUUGGAAAAAAUUGUAUACGCGUUGGUGAUCACCGUGCGCAAGUUGGCACCCUACUUCCAAGCCCACACCGUCCGAGUACUGACGGACCAACCACUCGGAAGCGUUUUGCGAAACCCAUCGUCGUCCGGCCGCCUGGUAAAAUGGGCUGUAGAACUAACCCAGUAUGGGAUUGAGUACCAGCCCCGGCCUUCCUUAAAAGGGCAAGCCUUGGCCGACUUCUUGGUCGAAUGCACGGCGAGCGAGGAAGAGAAGGAACACGCCACGGAGAAUUGCGUAGGCGAAUGGUGGGAAAUGCAUGCGGAUGGAGCAUCAAGUCGACAGCACUGUGGAGGUGGUGUUGUGCUUAUCACUCCCGAAGGAUUCCGACUGUAUUAUGCCCUGAGCUACCUGUUCCAAGCCUCCAACAACGAGGCCGAGUACGAAGCUGUGUUAAAUGGCCUCCGACUCCCCAGGGCCCUAGGGGUCGAGAGGUUACGAGUCAAGACUGACUCUAGGUUAGUAGUCGGGCAGAUCUCAGGCACAUGCGAGGCCAAGAAUGCCUGGAUGACUCUAUAUAGAGAGCGCGCAGUCGAGAUGUUAAAAGAGUUCGGAGCCUACAAAAUAGAGUAUAUAUCCCAAACGAAUAACAUAGAAGCUGACAUAUUAUCCAAGAUUGCCUUGGAGGGAGUACCGGACCACUUGGCAAAAAUCUGUCAAAAGGAGGAGCUAAGUCGACCAAGCGUUGAAGAAACAACGUUAAGGAUCCAACAAGUGACUGGCGAGGAAUGGGACCGAGAGAAAAACCCCGAGAUGUUCUGGAUAGAGGACAUCCGGCGAUUCAUAGAAAAAGGCGAGUUACCGGUAGACCCGGGAGUCACCGCAAGGGUUCGACGAAAGGCCCCCUCUUUCCAAAUCAUUGAUGGGCAACUAUAUAAACAAUCAUUCGGGGGACCUUUGUUAAAAUGUUUGCUAAGGCCUGAGGCCGAGAAAAUAAUGGCCGAAGCCCAUAGAGGCAUUUGUGCCGCGCACCAAGGCGCCCACACGCUUGCUCGAAAGUUAGUCGUCCAAGGAUAUUAUUGGCCAACCAUGAUGCGGGACUGUAUUGAAUGGAUAUCCAAGUGCGGCGUUUGCCAGGCAUUCGCCAAGAAAGACACUCGGCCAGCUACCUUUUACACGCCGGUCACCACCGCCAUCUCAUUUGCCAAGUGGGGGAUCGAUUUGCUGGGGCCAUUACCAGUCGCCCCCGGAGGCUUGAAGUUCUGUGUCAUAGCUAUCGACUACUUCACCAAGUGGGUCGAGGCGGAACCACUGGCUACCAUAACCGAGUACCAAUGCCGAUGUUUUUUGUGGAGAAGGGUGAUUUGCCGCUUCUGCCUGCCGAGCACAUUGUCAGCGACAACGGGCGACAGUUCGAUUGUCAGGCAUUCGCCGACUUCUGCCGCCGACACGAUAUCCGCCACACUAAGGUGUCGAUGGCAUACCCACAGGCCAACGGACAAGUCGAGAACGUGA